This is a messenger RNA of Solanum stenotomum, 1086 nucleotides long. RefSeq lists its product as uncharacterized. The transcript has 2 exons. Bases 1 to 1086 code for a protein of 361 amino acids. The record is from RefSeq and is a predicted model, not a curated record. NCBI's taxonomy places the organism in Eukaryota, Viridiplantae, Streptophyta, Magnoliopsida, Solanales, Solanaceae.
AUGAAUACACGAAGGGCUAACAUAAGGAGAAUGCACGAUAACAAUGUCAAUGAAGAAGCUCCUCAAGCUAAUCAAGCACCGAUUAACCAUACAGCUAUGUUGGGUGUGGAAGUUAGGUCGACUCUUCUAAUGCUGGCUCAAGUCAUGACAACUCAUGCCCAAACUAUGAUGGCCCAAGCCAAUAGAGAUGUUGGGACUCAUGUGAACCCUAAUGUGAACUCUAUGGCUUCUAGAUUGAGGGAUUUUGUUAGAAUGAAUCCUCCCAUAUUUCUUGGUUCCGAAGUGGGAGAGGAUCCUCAAGAAUUUGUGGAUGAGGUUUACAAAGUAGUUGAUGCUAUAGAGGUAACUUCGCUAGAAAAAGCAAAACUAUCCGCUUAUCAAUUCAAGGAUGUUGCCCAAGUUUGGUAUGCUCAAUGGAAGAGAAAUAGGCCGGUAGGAGCGGGUCCCAUAGAUUGGGAGGUGUUUAAGAAAGCAUUCAUUGAUAGGUUCUUUCCCUGUUACUUGAGGGAAGCCAAUUUAGAAGAAUUCAUUAACUUUAGGCACGAUAGCAUGAGUGUUCAAGAGUAUGCCUUGAAAUUUACCCAACUAUCCAAGUAUGCUCCAUCUAUGGUUGCGGAUCUGAGGGGUGAGAUGAGUAGAUUUGUGAAGGGUGUGUCCGACUUAGUUGGAGAAGAAUAUCGUACGGCAAUGCUCCAUGAUAACAUCAAUAUCUCUAGGCUUAUGAUGGUAGUAUGGGAUGCCUCUUAUGGACAAGGUCGUCCAAGAUUCCUACAAAGGUUUUCCGGUCAAGGUUCCUCCAAUUCUCCUCCUAAGUUCAACCAAGAUAGAGUGUCUAACCCUAAGCAUCAAGGAGGUACUGGUAGUGGGUCUUUAUUGCCUAGGCCUAAUUGUACUAAGUGUGAAAGGAAUCGUGAUGGUAAUUGCCUAGUCAGCAUGGAUGAUUGCUUUGGUUUUGGGAAAAGUGGUCACAAAAUGAGAGAUUGGCCAAUGCUUAUGGCUAAAGGAAGAAAGGGCAAUCAAGAUACUACCAGUGGUGCGGGUUCCAAUGCCCCUAAGCAAAACCACUUUUUAUGCUCUUCAUACUAG